Messenger RNA from Paramecium tetraurelia, 1503 nucleotides. RefSeq lists its product as uncharacterized. The transcript has 4 exons. NCBI's taxonomy places the organism in Eukaryota, Ciliophora, Oligohymenophorea, Peniculida, Parameciidae. The record is from RefSeq and is a predicted model, not a curated record. Gene Ontology annotation, cellular component: cytoplasm.
AUGCAAAUUCCUAAUUAACAUGGUACCAAUCCUGAAGACCUUAAAAUUACCAGAGAUGAAUUCAAAAAAAUAGAAAAGGCAAUGAAAAAGCCUGAAUUCGCUGAAUUGAUGGGUGAUUACAUGAAGGAAAUAUCAGAUCCAAAAAAUAGGGAAGAAUAUGAUUAAUAUUUGAAAUAAUUGGAACGAGAAUCAGAAUUGCCAAAAGGCAUGAAGUUGAUCAAACCUGAACCUCAUUUUUGUGUUAAGACAUCUAUUUGUAAGGAAAUUACUCUAUAAUUUAAGUUUUUUAUUAAUAUAUGUUCAACUAGUGUUAUAGAUAAGCCAUAGUCAGAAACAAUCACAUAAAAUGGGUAAACUGGAUAAAAUUGGAAAAUCCCCUAUUCCAUUGGUAAAAUCCGAUAUGAUCAAGACAAAAAGCAAAACAUAUGCAAUACCGUUGAUGUAGCCUUUCAUCCAACUACGAUAGGAUUAUGUUACAAGACGCCCAAUUUUAAAAAUUUAGUUUGUUCAACAGCACUUGAAGCAUCAGGCAAACAACUUGGAGAAAGGAAUGAAGAAAUAAGUAAAGAUUUUAAGGUUCUAAAACAUACAAAAUGCAAAGGAGGUGAGCCAGCAUUACUUCCUGUUAGGAUUGAUAAAAAGGGAAAACUUACUAAUGAAUUAGAUAGUAGAUAAGGAGGUUAAGCUAAUGCUUAAACAAAGUUAUAAAAGGAUAUCAACUAGAUGAGGGAUGAGAAUGAAAAGAUUAAGGAAGAGGAGAAAUUAAAAUAAUAGUAAUAAAAGGAACAAUAAGCAGAAGAGGAAGAGGAUAUUAAGAAGGAAUCUGAUGAGAUUGAAUCUACAGCUGUUUCAAGACCUAAAUAUAGAUUUAUUUAUUCUUAUCCUGUUGAAUACAGUGACUUCUUAGAUUCCAGAGCCAAUAUGUCUAUCAAAUUACCAAAUUAAUUAGCAUGUGAUUUGAAAAUGUAGAAAGUGGAGGCUAUGAAAGAAAUUCAAUUGGAUCUGAGCAAUCAAGGACUUGUUUUAGAUGUGCCAAAUAAAUAUUUUUUGGACAUUAAAUUACCCUAUCCUAUAGAAUAAACUGAAGCAUCAGCAAAAUUUGAUGCAAAAUCAAAGACACUUAAGAUCAGAGCUCCUAUAUCUAAAGACUAUUUAAAGAUCAAAUAUUAAGAGGAAAUUGAAAGAAUUAAGCAAGAAUAAGCCACAUCUCAGAACGAUGAGAAUGAGGAACCUGAAAUAAAAUAGGAAAUCUAGAUUAAGUUCAUUCCAUAGGAACCCGAGGAAUAACAAAUCCAAGAACAAAAGGUUCUUGUACAGGAACUUGCUUCUUCUGAAAUUAAGGAUCAAUAAAUACAAGAAAUAGAAAUAUAAGAAGAAAAAUAGUAACUUAUAAUUUAAUUUUUAGAGAGAGCUUUUAAUAAUUAACAUUCAAUCAAAGAUAGGAAGGGAGACUAUUAUUUUUAAUAAUUCGUAUUAAAGGGUACACCAAGGCAGAAUUAUUGA